Molecule: messenger RNA, 369 nt
Organism: Parnassius mnemosyne (clouded apollo)
Lineage: Eukaryota; Metazoa; Arthropoda; Insecta; Lepidoptera; Papilionidae
Source: the annotation of a GenBank genome assembly
AUGAUUGAGGGAAUGGUGAAGGAUGGUGUUAUUGAACCUUUAUCUAGUCCAUGGUGUUUACCUGUGGUGCUGGUAAAGACGAAGGACGGCAGCAUGCGGUUUUGUGUGGACUACCGCCGCCUGAACGACGUUACAAAGAAGGACAACUUACAAGAAUUGAUGGACAUGCUUACAGGCGUAAAGUGGUUUAGUACGCUGGAUCUGAAAAGUGGCUACUGGCAGGUUGAAAUUGACCCUAAGGGCAAGGAGAAAACUGCAUUCUCCACAGGAAAGGGCCUGUGGCAAUUUAAAGUCAUGCUGUUUGGAUUGUGCAAUGCUCCAGCAACGUUUGAAAGGUUGAUGGAGCUUGUACUUACCGGGCUUAUUUGA